This is a messenger RNA of Patiria miniata (bat star), 8007 nucleotides long. RefSeq names its product lymphocyte antigen 75-like. Lineage: Eukaryota; Metazoa; Echinodermata; Asteroidea; Valvatida; Asterinidae. The record is from RefSeq and is a predicted model, not a curated record. The transcript is spliced from 52 exons. Gene Ontology annotation, molecular function: signaling receptor activity. Bases 135 to 7514 code for a protein of 2459 amino acids.
UGUUACCAGUUCCUAGGGUCACUUGUCGUUCUUGCCGGCAACAAGUAAGGUUCUCCCUCCAGGAACUUUGAAAUAUUUUUCCUCCCUGUGAGACUUUUCUUGAUGAGAGAAGGUGCCAUUUUUUUCUUGACAACAUGAAGUGGUUCCUUCUUUCUUGUUUGUUCAUUUUCUUGCCGACCGUCUUAAGCCAGCGGUGUCCCCAAGGCUGGUCCCUGUAUCAAGACAACUGCUUCAGGCUGUUCACUGACUGGAAGAGCGUCAACGAUGCCCGCAUCGCCUGCCAGCAGGAAGGAGGUGACUUGGCCAUCAUCACCAGCAUCGAGAUGAAUACAUUUCUGGCUGAUUUCACGGAAGCGGCUGGUGCAUUUGCUUGGAUCGGCCUGAAUGACCAAGACACGGAGGGUUCCUUUAAAUGGAUCGACGGUACGCCACUGGACCCCGCUCUCAACGUUCUUUGGGGAAGCAGUGCACCAAACAACGAUAACAACCAAGAGGACUGCGUUGUCCUGAGAGAUAACAGAGUCUGGAAUGACGUCAACUGCUUGGACAAUAAGAACCGCAUCUGUCAGAGACCAAACGACGCGCCCCUGAAGUGCGACGAGGCCAAUGGCUGGGUGUCGGCAGCAGGCAAAUGCCACAAGUACAUGGACUUGGCCAACUCGUGGGACGACGCGCGGCGGUACUGCCAGGAGAGGGACGGUGACCUGAUCAGCGUACAGACCGACGAGGAACAAAACUUUGCCCUGAUCCAGGCCCGGUUGAAUCAGGAGUCCAUCUGGAUCGGAGCAACGGACAAGAUAAGCAACUCAGCUGGUCUCUACACUUGGCCGGAUGGUUCCUCAGUAGGCACUGUGACGUACUGGGCACCAGGACAACCAGACAACCAGUUUUUCAGUAUGGGUGGAAAUUGCGUGGGAAUCCUCGACACAUCAAGCAACGGAGAAUGGAGCACUGCACCGUGCACAUCACAAAGGAAAUUCAUCUGUGAAAAAGACGAAGGAACCUGCCCUACCGGUUGGCGGAUCCACGGCGGCCAGUGCUAUCAGUUCAACACCUACUCCGCCAUGAGUUGGACCGAUGCCAAGCACACCUGCGAAGUGCAGGGCACCUUCCUGGCUUCCAUCUUCAGUGAGGAUGAGAACUCCUAUGUAAUCAGACAGUUUGAUGAUUUAGAAAGCAUUGGUAUCACCGAUGUCUGGAUCGGAAUAUCAGAUUACAAUGUUGAUGGCCAGUUUGCUUGGGCUGAGGGUGCCGCUGUGUCCUACACUAAGUGGAAUGUUGGCAUGCCAUUUGAGACACCCAAUCAACCAGAUUGUGGUACCAUCUACCUAGGCGACAGUACCGAUGCAUGGAGCACUACAAACUGUUUCCUGCCGCGGUCGUUUGUCUGCAAAACCCCAGUGGGUCAACCUGUGACUCCACUUAACCCAAUCUCUGGUGUCGGCAGCUGCCCGACUGGUUGGAACCUCUUUGGGGACUACUGCUACUUCAUUGACACCACUGGCACCACUUUCAAUGAUGCCGAGACCAUGUGUAAGGCUAAAGGCUCCAAGCUGGUCAGCAUCCACACGGCCGAAGAACAAUCCUACCUCUCAUUAAGAACAUCCAUGAUGAACGCCAACCUGUGGAUUGGGUUGCAUGACCGCAGCAAUGAAGGCAACUUUGAAUGGUUGGAUAGCACACCGUUGGACUUCACCAAUUGGAACACUGGCGAGCCCAACGAUUACGGCGACGGAGAGGAUUGCGUCCACCUCCGACCAGACGAAUUGCAGGCAGGAACCUGGAACGAUCAAGCCUGCGACGCUAAUUACGGGUACAUCUGUAAAAAGGACAAAGCGUGCGAGGUUCUGGACACCGUCUCUACCGACGACAACUUCAGCUACCGCUAUCACCCGUCCCAGGCCAACGUGGAGAGGGUGGAGUUCCGCGUCAAAGCCGGCAGCGACGUGCACGUCAGCCUGAGCGCGGCAAGCAGCGACCAGCCCGCGAUGUACGAGAUCAUCAUCGGAGGCUGGACAAACGGCAACUCGGCCAUCCGGCGCUGCGGCCAGUGCACCAACGAGGUCUACAUCUCCACGCCAAAUUUUCUAAGCGCCAACGAGUUCCGGGGGUUUUGGAUCAAUUACGACCUAGGGACGGGAAAACUGGACGUCGGCAAAGAGGGCCAAGGGACAUGGUUCAUGACCUGGACUGACCCCCAACCCCUGGACGUCAAGUACGUCGGAUACUCCACUGGCUUCGGGUUCGCUGGAGAGUUCGAAUUCUGUAAUCUCUAUGCUGGAGUUGCAAGUACACCUGCACCAAGACCAACACCUGCAUUUGAUGCACGUUGCGGCCUAGGCUGGGAAUACGACCCGCUCACCGGGCAGUGCUACUGGUUUGCCUUCUCGGACUACAGGACUUGGGCCGAUGCCAGGGAGCAGUGCAUGCUGGGAGGCGGCGACCUCAUCAGCAUCGUCAGCGCCCAGGAGCAGACUUACUUGAACGCCCGGAUGGUGACUGAGAGGGAGCCACACGUUUGGAUCGGAGCCAAUGACAUCGCUACCAGCGGCGGAUGGGUGUGGAGUGAUGGAGCGCCUUUUAAAUUCCUGAACUGGAAUGCAGGAGAGCCCAACGAAUACGGAAGCGGUGAGAAUUGCGCCGAGCUGUUGACCAGCAACGGUAGAUGGAAUGACAUUGAUUGUGCUGCGACGCAAGGAUACGUGUGCAAGAAAAACGGCUACUUAGUGACCCACUUCACCGUCUACCCCAACGCCUACUUGCCCGACUCGGACAUCCUGGUCCUGAGGAAUGUCUACCCGGAGGAGUGCGCGCACCGCUGCGUCAUGGAGACAUCAUUUGACUGCCGGUCCUUUGACUAUGACCGGACCACAAAGGACUGCAUGCUGAGCGACACGGACAGGGACAGUGUGGGGCGAUUGGAGACGGACGUCGGGCUGGACUACUACCAGAUUGUCCCAGGUGUGGCCCCGCCCACGCCCCCUGCCACCCUCGCCCCAGGCUACCGUUGUCCGGACGGCUGGUCCGGUUACGGUGACUACUGCUACCAGGCCCAGCCAGGGGACGGGACCUGGGAGGAGGCCCUACGCGACUGCCGGACGAUGGGUGCCGAUCUGAUGUCCAUCCACGACAUGAAUGAGAAUGACUACAUCGUCUCCAUCAUGCAACAGAAGGGACUGACCGGACAAGUGUGGAGUGGCAUGAGCGACACGGCCGUAUUCCUGACCUUUGAAUGGAGUGACCGGUCACCCGUGACCUUUACUCACUGGGAGGUCAACGAACCCAACAAUUACGAGGGCAAGAACGAAGACUGCGUGGAGGUCUACACCUCGGGUCGGUGGAAUGAUCAAGAUUGUGAGGACCGCAAUCAUUACAUCUGCAAACAGAUGAAGCAGAACCUGGGACCGACUCAGUUCCCAAUCACUCCAAGUGGCUGCGAUGCGGGCUGGGUGGCUUUUGAGGCGUCCUGUUACAAGAUUGAAGGCACCCCUGAGGUGUCCUGGGACCAGGCCAAGUCAGACUGUGAGUCCAUGGGAGCUCAUCUCAUUGUCGUGAAUGAAAGAUUUGAGCAGUCGUUCAUGUCCAGCCAACUGGGCCUGCAGAACGGUCAGAUGUUCUGGAUCGGAAUGAGCGAAGGGGACACCAGGGGCUCGUACCAGUGGACCAACGGCGCGCCGAUCACCUACACUCACUGGGACAGAGGCCAGCCUGAUGACUCUAGGGGGAGCUGUGUCGCAGUGACAUCUGGCAGCGCGGCUGGUCUCUGGAACGUCGACGGCUGCAACGCAGGCUUCAGCUACAUCUGCGAGGCGCAGCGGGCCGGCUACACACCGGCUCCCGUGGUAACGGACCCACCCGUGCCCACGUCGCCUAGCAACCAGGGCUGCCCCGUGGGCUGGGUCGGCUGGGGCAGCAACUGCUUCAAGGUGUAUGAUCCAGCAGACAAGAAAUCUUUCUGGGAUGCUGAGGCCUACUGUAACAGCGUGGGUGCCAACCUGGCCAGCUUCCAUAGCACUGAGGAAGAGGUGUACUUUGUCAAAAACGCUGGAAUAUACAAUGAGGAUACUUUCUGGAUAGGGCUCCACGACACUCAGAAUGAAGGAGGUUUUGAAUGGACGGACGGAUCGGUGCUUCAGUACACCAACUGGAACUACGGUGAGCCCAACAAUGCCUUCGAUGGUGGAGAGGAUUGCGCAGAGAUGUUCUUCAGCGGGGCUGGCUGGAACGAUCAGAACUGUGACGACCGACGCGGCUGGGUCUGCAAGACGUCCAGAGUGUUGGGAUGCUCAGACGGCUGGAUGCAGUAUGAGGACAAGUGUUACUCCUUCAGGCCUCAGAUGCUGAGCCACGACGAUGCCCGAGCAGCUUGCCUAGACGACGAAGCCGACCUGGUGAUCAUCUCCAGCUCUAGCCUGAACACAUGGCUGACUACCAAUAUCGCAUCUACUGGCAUGGACCAUUGGAUCGGUCUGCAUGAUCUGACAGAUGAAGGCCAGUUUGAGUGGGUCGAUGGCACGCCACUGGACCCAGUCCUAGCGAAUUUCUGGGAUGCGGGGCAACCCGAUAAUUACGGCGCUGUCGGUGAAGACUGCACUCUGCUGAGGACGGACGGCCGAUGGAACGACGACACCUGCACAUACAACAAAGCACACAUCUGCCAAAGGCCUAUAGUCUUGUGCCCUGACGGUUGGAAGCUGCACAAGGGUCGCUGCUACCGCUUCAUGACAACCUACCAGAAUUGGAACGAUGCCAAAAUGACCUGCCAAGGCUACCAGGGAGAUCUGGCCAAGAUUGACAGCGUGGAAACCAACGCGUGGGCUGGAAAGUACGUAUCUGAGGCAGGAGAUGGUCACUACAUUGGUCUACAUGACCUGAGUAACGAAGGUCGCUUCAUGUGGACCGACGGAUCCCAGCUCGACCCUAGCUUAACCUCUCUGUGGAGCGGCGGGGCCCCUGAUGAUUUCUCGGAUGGUGAGGAUUGCGUGGUGCUCAAACCAAACGGGAAAUGGGACGACAAUCGCUGCACGUACAAGAGAUUCUACGUCUGUCAGAAAAUUGGAGCCUCUGUUUGUCCGACGGGAUGGACCGCCUACCAGGGUGACUGUUUCAUCUUUAAGACUGGCACACCCCUCGCCUGGAACGAUGCCAGGGCAGAUUGCCAAGUGGACCUAGCUGAUCUGGUUGUCGUCACCAGCCUGGACACGAACACUUGGCUUGCUGGUUUCGUGACCCCCAGCGGCAAGAACCACUGGAUCGGACUUCAUGAUGUCGACAGAGAGGGGAAUUUCUUCUGGGUGGAUGGUACUACACUUACCGAUAGCUCUCCCCUAGUAUCCCUGUGGGAUACCAGCGCACCGAACAACAUCGGCCAGGGCGAAGACUGCGUCGUGAUCCAACCAAGCAACCAGAAAUGGGGCGAUCUGGACUGCUCCUUACGCAAACUGUCCAUCUGCAUGAGGCCUUACGGAGAGAUACCAUUCACAACAGCAGCUCCUGAAUACCCACCUUGUCCUACCGACGAUGCCUGGAUCCUCAGGGGAGAUUCCUGCUACUACUUCAGUUCCGUCACUGACGCAGCCGAGGGGCGUAGGAGCUGGGAUGGGGCGGAGCAAUGGUGUAACCAGAAGGGGGGCAACCUCAUCUCCAUCCACGGCAUGGACGAGCAAGACUUUGUCAAUCUCAAGGUGGAAGCAUCAAACGUGGAUUCUCACUGGAUUGGAAUAAGAGAAUACGAAAUCAAAGGAGUGUACUCCUGGUCUGAUGGCACUCCUGUCGACUUUGAUUUCUGGGCCCCUGGCGAACCCAACGACUACAACGGUGAAGAACAGUGCGCUGAGACAUACAAUGGAGAUGGUAAGUGGAACGACAACAACUGCGGCAUCGACCGCAACUUCAUCUGCCGCAAGCACGUCAACUCGGUCACGCCGGUCACCAAGCCCACCACGCCAGCUCCCACUGGCUACUGCCCAGUCGGCGCGGCCAAGUUUGACAACCGCUGCUACGUCUUCAUUGGUAAGGAUGAGGCAGACAGGAAGAGCUGGGAGGAUGCCAGGGAGGCUUGCGAGACAUCUCUGGGCAGCCGGCUGGCCAUCAUCCACUCCGCACCGCUCCAGUCGUUCCUGACCACCAAACUCAAGGGUCUGGACUACCGCAUGUGGAUCGGUCUGAGUGAUCUCACCAGCAACUCCCAGUUCAGAUGGAUCGAUGGGACGGCAUUGGACUACACCAACUGGAAUUCAGGGGAACCCAACGAGGCUAACGGCGAGGAGGACUGUGUGGAGAUGACCUAUGAUGUGGUCGCCGCCGGGGAAUGGAACGACAACGCCUGCUCCAAACUCAACGGCUACAUCUGCCAGUCAUACCCAGAUCCUUCCCUGAACCCUCCCCUUGUGCCGAUCAGUGCCUGCCGGGCAGGCUACAGCCAGUACGGCACCGGCUGUUUCAAAGUCAUCUCAGCGCCCAUGAAGUUCAGCGACGCCAACGACGAGUGUCGUAGAGACAACGUCUACCUCACCAGCAUCGCCGACCAGUAUGAGCAGGCCUUUGUGGAGACGCUACUCCACGAUAAUGGCGGCACGCCUGUUUGGAUCGGUUUGGUGGAUGAUAAGGUUGAAGGUGAGUACAGAUGGGUGGACAGCUGGCCUGUGUACUUCACCCACUGGGGGCGGAGCGAGCCCAGCAAGGGGGCGGGCGAGGGAUGCGUUGCCAUGGAAACCAACGGCAACUGGAACGACACACGGUGCUCCGAUAUGUAUUCCGCUGUGUGCAAGUACUCCUUAGAAACUCUUCCCACGGACCAUCCCGACACGCCCGGUACCUGUCCGGAUGGCUGGUCCCCGUACGGCAGUAACUGCUACUACUUCCAGCCUGAGGGCCAGAAUCUGGUGGAGUGGCCGGUGGCCGACUUUGACUGCGUCAGCAUGGGCGGCCAGCUGGCCUCCAUCCACAGCAAGCCAGAGAAUGAGUUUGUGCGCAGCAACACCAAGCGGACUGAAUCUAUGUGGAUUGGACUCUACCGCUCCGACGCAGGUGGCUUCUCCUGGGAGGACGGCACGGGUGUGGACUUCGUCAACUGGGCACAGGAUGAACCGUCGUGGCAAUGGGACGGCGAGCACGAGAACUGCGUGGAGUUGUACCUGGACCGGGGAGAGUGGAACGACCUGGACUGCAAGUUCCUCAAGUCCUACGUCUGCAAGAUGCCCAAAAUCCCAAUCACCGGACCCCCAGGACAAGUCACAGACGCUCCUCCAGCUACCAAUUCAGGAGUCACCAAAUCACCACAGAAAUCCUCUGGCGUGUCCGCGGGAGUGAUCAUCGGCAUCAUCCUGGCUGUCCUGGUGGCGGUCCUGCUGAUUGCCCUGGUGGCAUGCUUCCUGAAGUCCCGCUCCAAGACCACCAAGGCUCCCUUGGACAUCGGCACGGUGGGCUUCGACAACGCCAUGUACAGCGUCAGCACGGAAGAGGUCAAAGUCAGUGACCCCACCACCAUCAAUACCGCGUCAGCCGAGGCAUAGCUGUUUCACAAACUAGGAUCUAAUUGCAUUGAUCUGUGUUUCAUGCCAUCUUCCUUUACUAUGGACUCGGUACAAGUACCCCUUGAACAGUAACAAAGAGAAGGCCAUUUCACACUGUCGUAUCGCCUACCCUUGUUGUAUUCAGCACAGGUCCACUGCAACACAGGUUCCAUUGAACACGGGUAGGCAAAGCAUACCGUUCACACUAACACUGGCUUGUACAUGGGAUAACCCUAAAUUUUGGAUUGUCUACCUGGAUAGAGCCUCUUAACCCUGGUCCCGAUUGAGGUUGGACGUUACCUGUGUAGAAUGCCGGACAUGUGUAAAAGCCACAUGUGUAAGAUUCUCGCAAGUCUGAGAGGGCUUGUCAAAUUGUCGGGGUUGGAACUGGAUAUUUUUGAUAGUGUGAAAGGGCAUACAGAGUUAAGAGUUAAGUUACGUGCUCUAAUAAAUAUUCACAUAUGUAAAUUGAUCUGUAUUGAAGUAUUGGGGG